UUGCUCUGUCCUGCGUUCAUUCACCAGAAUGCGCGCCUAGUUGAAGGAGGUUCUCCGCAUCCGCGUGCCUAAAACUUUCUAAUGAAACCCCCAAAAACUUUUUGACAAACAUUAUUUCUGUCGCUCUUGGGGUCAAGAGGGUUCUCGACGUAUUAAUCCGCAUUUUUACCGUAUAAAGGAAAACUUCAGAAUAUGGAGCCCAGUUCCACAGAGGGAGGAGCUGAGGAGACGCUCCUAAAAAAUCAUCCACCAAGUCUUCCUCACAAAGUGAUUCUCAAACAUGGCCAAGAGCUGGAGGAAGAGCAGGAGGAGUUGGCCGAGCACCAGCCUCUAGAGCAGGAAGACCUGAACUUUGAGAGGUGGAAGCGCAGGCCGCUACCCAAGAGGACACUGCACCAGAAAAUAGACGACGUGAAGACGUACCUGUGGAAUGCAGAGACCAAUGAAUUCAUGGGUCGCUCUGGGAAGAGCUGGAGCCUGAUCCUCCUCUUCUAUGCUGCACUUUAUACGUUUCUGGCAGCCAUGUUUGGUGGCUGUAUGUUUUGCCUCAUGUGGUCUAUUAGUCCCUACCACCCCACCUACAAUGAUAGAGUGAUGCCACCAGGUAUGACGAUGGCCCCACACCUAGAGGGCCACGAGAUCGCCUUCAACGCCUCCGAUCGCAAAUCAUGGAAGAAGUAUGCAAGAUCUAUGGACGAAUAUCUACGAUCGUAUAAUGACGGUGUUCAGGAUAGGAAGAACAUUCGCUGCACACAGGACCGAUACUUCAUGCAGGACGACCUGGAGGAGAGCGGAGAGCGGAAAGCGUGUCAGUUUAAGAGGUCCUGGUUGGGGGACUGUUCGGGGCUGCAGGACCCCCACUAUGGCUAUUCUCAGGGAAGGCCAUGCAUCCUCCUCCGAAUGAACCGGAUUCUUGGUUACUUACCAGGCCAGGGCAAACCAAUAAAUGUGACUUGUGGAGUUAAGAAAGGACCCCCUGAAGCUUUGGGAGAUAUCCAAUUUUUUCCCAAAAGCUUUUUUGAGCUGAAGUACUAUCCAUACUAUGGGAAGCAGAGACAUGUAAACUACUCUUCACCGGUGGUGGCUGUGCGUUUUGCAGGAUUGCAGUACGACACUCACCUCCAAAUCUCGUGCAAACUGAACGGAAAGGGUAUCAUUAAUGAUUCACCCACUGACCGCUACCUGGGCAGUGUUACCUUUUCUAUAGACGUCGGAGCAUGAGCAGGAUAAGCUGUGACAAUGAGGCAGAAAAAUGUACAAAAAAAAAAAAAAGUUAUGAUGUACCAUUACUAUCUGUGAAUUAUGAAAUUCCCCUCUCAUCGCCCUUACUUUAUUCUUAAUUUCUUUUGCUGUUAAACAAAUUCCCCCAAGAAGUAGAUAUUUACUCAUGUGUUUUUUGUUUCCUUUCAUUAUGAGUGAGCGUCAACUGCACCCACAACACACAGUGCUUAGCACAGGACAAGUGCAUAUAUAGAGUGUGCUACAAUUCCUGAUAUUUUGUAAUGAUUAGCAAGAUUAAUCAAACUAAAUUCAACUUUGAGCACAGUGAGCAGUUAGCAGUUUUUGCUAUGCAAAUCCAAUUUAUGACUUAAAACAUUAAAGAGCAUUAGAUUUAUUGUUUCUGAUUAGAUUAUGUUUUUGUGUGCAUAUUUCUAUGCAAUAAAGCGUACUAAUUUUUUUUUCAUUAUAUUUUCAAACAUGUAAGAACUCAAAGAACUAUCAUGCAAACACUGAGAGCAGGACUUGUACUGUACUUACACAGUAAGAAAUAAAUGAUUGCAAAUACACUAUUACUAUAUUAUUGUUGAAUAGAGCAGUAUACUUUACAUUUGUGAUAAAGCAUCAGAAGCCACUUCUCUCUUGUUUUGUAAAAACAUUUGCUUUUGAGAAUGAAAUACUACAUGUGACUGAUCAUAAACAGAGAAAUACUGUACUGUGAAAUAGUUUGUAAAAGUUCUUUGCCAUUUAAAAACUAUUGUUGUUAUUGUACUAAUCCUGCCUGAACUGUACUACUAAACAUGGUAUCAAUGUUGUAUUUAUUCCUAUUAUAGUUCCUAUAAUAAAUACAAUGUUCUGUACUGUAAGUUUCCUUUCACAUCGUACAUAGUGUUCAAAAACUUUGUAUACACUUCUAAUCAUUCAGCAUUUUUACUCCUAAUGUUUGGUAAAGAAAUUGCAGUUUGUUUGUGAUAGAAAUAAAGAAACCUUAUUUUUCAGGGGCCACAAAGACA
This is a messenger RNA of Labrus mixtus (cuckoo wrasse), 2231 nucleotides long. RefSeq names its product ATPase Na+/K+ transporting subunit beta 4 (gene atp1b4). The record is from RefSeq and is a predicted model, not a curated record. Bases 193 to 1221 code for a protein of 342 amino acids. Gene Ontology annotation, biological process: sodium ion transport; potassium ion transport; regulation of DNA-templated transcription. Gene Ontology annotation, cellular component: nuclear inner membrane; sodium:potassium-exchanging ATPase complex. The transcript is spliced from 9 exons. NCBI's taxonomy places the organism in Eukaryota, Metazoa, Chordata, Actinopteri, Labriformes, Labridae.